Molecule: messenger RNA, 517 nt
Organism: Boleophthalmus pectinirostris (great blue-spotted mudskipper)
Lineage: Eukaryota; Metazoa; Chordata; Actinopteri; Gobiiformes; Gobiidae
Product: small integral membrane protein 11-like
Exons: 3
Coding region: 88-291 (67 amino acids)
Source: RefSeq, a predicted model, not a curated record
UCUUCUAAGUCCCGCCCACAUCGUGCUAACCAUAUAAAGCUCUGCUCCCGUAGCCGCUAUCAGAAAUCUUCCACAAAACCUGCGAAAAUGAUCAACUGGAAGGCCUUGGACAACGUGCCCGUGCUGUUGUACAUUUUGGCGCUGAAGACUUUACUCUUGUGUUUGGCCUUCGCCGGAGUCAAAAUCUACCAAAGCAAAAAGGCCGAAGAGGCUCUGAAGAGACAGCAGCAGGAGAGACGCAGGCUCGCCCAGAGGACACAGGAGCUUAUAGACGACCUGAAGGAAGACUAGUGAACCAUGAACAUUAUCGGAGGGACUGGGGAGUUCUGGUGCCAGUUUCGAACCUGGGAUUUUUUAACAUAAUGGACACUUUGCUGCUUUGAAGAAGUACGGACUUAAACCACUGAACACAAACCACAUGUAUUUAUAAAGAAGAGUGACGUUUUCUGUAAAUGUUGUACCACAUUUUCUGUCUUUUGUAAACUAUUUAAUGUAAUAAAAUCAUGUCUACAUUUCA